Topomyia yanbarensis is the source of this 1419-nucleotide messenger RNA. RefSeq lists its product as uncharacterized. Lineage: Eukaryota; Metazoa; Arthropoda; Insecta; Diptera; Culicidae. The record is from RefSeq and is a predicted model, not a curated record. The transcript is spliced from 2 exons. The coding region runs from base 1 to 1419 and encodes 472 amino acids.
AUGCUGUUGCUCACGAUCAGGAAUCAUCACAAGUUAGUUGGUUCGGUAGAGGUGUCCGUUCGACAAUCCGGUCGUAUGUCGAAACGGAAACGGCGGUCGGGUGGUGGCUCGAAGGCCAGCCCCAAACAAAAUAAGAGCGCAAAGGCGCUGAAAAGUCCGAAGGAACCGGACAGCAAACGAUUGCGGUCGGAAAUAGACCGAAUGUCUGUUUUUUCCGCUCACCCCGCGAGUAUUGCGAGCGCAGUGAAAACUGCAACAAACAAUAGCGACGUCGGUGACUUUGGCGGAUCUACGCAGGAGUUGCGUGCUGAAGAUAUGCAGUUGCAAGUGAAAGUUAAGCUUCCACCCAUCAUGGUGAAAUCGGUCCCUCUCGAGAAGUUAAUGAAAACCAUGAAGGCGCUUGGUGUUUCGGCCGAAUAUAAAAUCUGCCGGAUUGGCACAAAGAUCAUGGUGAAGUCCAAAGAUGAUUUUGGAAAAGCUACUACAUAUCUGAAAAGUAGCAAAACAGAGUUUUUCACUCACGACUUCGCCAGUGAAAAACCGUUCAAGGCUGUGAUUCGCGGGCUGCCUGAAAUGACAAUCGAGGAAAUAGAAGAGGAACUGCGUGUACACUACAAACUAGCAACGGUAGGUGUAUUCCGGAUGUCCCGACGUGACAAGACUAAAACUUUUCGCGACUGCCUGUAUCUAGUGCAUUUCGCUAAAGGUUCAGUUACGCUAAACGCACUCCAGGCAGUGAGAUCAAUCGGAUCGAUCGUCGUCCGCUGGGAGCCAUAUCGCGCUCUCAACCGCGAUGUUACCCAGUGUCAGAGAUGUUUGAAUUUCGGACAUGGUACCCGGAAUUGCAACGUGAAACCUCGCUGUGGUUAUUGUGGUCAGCGGCAUGCCUCUAUCGACUGUUUGGUGGAAGGUGCCAUCGAAUACCGCUGUGCAAAUUGCGAUGGAAAGCAUCGAGGUUCGGACCGAUCCUGCCCGAAGCGGGAGGAAUAUAAAAACAUUCGUAAGAAAGCCUCCACCCAAGGACAAGCAGGAAAGACGCGUCAGGAAGUGCCAGUGUUCUCAGCCAGCAACUUUCCCGAACUGGUCCCAAGAAGACCAGGAUCCGAGACCCCUCCAAUCGGGCCUCCUACAAAUCGCCGCGAGCCUACUUCCGCUUGUCUCGGGCCUAAUACCACGCAUCCGGGCCCAUCUGCUUCUCGUCCGAUGGCUCCAACCAGCAGCCCGUGGGCUCUUCCUCCUCAUUUUAGCCAGGAUGGUGGCCAUCCAACAAGUUCUCCUGAUCAGCACUCCUCGCCAUUAUUUACGGCUGAGCAACUGAUGGGCAUCUUCACCGAAAUGUGUGGCAAGCUACAACAGUGCCGCACUCGCCAAGACCAGAUCUACGUUCUGGGAUUAUUGGUCAUUAGUUAUGGCUGCUAA